Messenger RNA from Oryzias latipes (Japanese medaka), 1423 nucleotides. RefSeq names its product dnaJ homolog subfamily C member 30, mitochondrial. NCBI's taxonomy places the organism in Eukaryota, Metazoa, Chordata, Actinopteri, Beloniformes, Adrianichthyidae. The record is from RefSeq and is a predicted model, not a curated record.
UUCUGUUCUGCUUCCUUGUUAAUAAAGUUUCCUUUAAAGGAAAAAAAAACACGAUGAGAAAAUGGCGGAGCUCAACCGGCGUUUAGGAACCGGAUCGGUCCGUUUUGCGCUCAAACUGUGGGACCGGUAUCCUCAAACGAAGCGUCAAAGUCACGGGAGAAGUGCGGCAAAUGCAUCCUUUUUCUCAGUGGGGUUGGUGCUUGAUGACAUUGAAAACUGUGGAAGAAGUGGCCUAAAAAAUGGAGCGACGGACGGAUAUUCGAGACCUUCUCGGUACAGUUACAUAACUCUGAAGGCUUUGCCAGGUUCGGUGGACGUUGGCUCAGACACGAGACCAUUUGCUGGAAAGGCUUCUGUGUUUGAAGACAAUAACGUCACUCGGUUUCCAGCUGUCAAGAGACAUUUUGUUCGAAGCCAAUGCUUAAUUAGUAACUUGUGGAGUACUUUGCCUUCCCUCCGACACAAAGGCCGUCGGGAAAAUGGUUCCGCUUUCAUUCGGGAAUUCAGCAGCAACGGUGCCAGAACGGAGCCUUUAUACAAAACCAAAACCGGAUAUUAUGAAGUCCUCCAAGUGACAUCCGUCGCCUCUCAGGCGCAGAUAAAAACAGCGUACUACAAGCAGUCGUUCAUCUACCACCCUGACAGAAACGCCGGCAGCGACGACGCUACGGCCCGCUUCUCGGAGAUCAGCGAGGCGUAUACCGUGUUGGGAAACAAGGCGCUGCGGAGGAAGUACGACCGGGGUCUGCUCUCCCCGGCAGACCUCACGGCCGCCGUCAGGCCCUCCGCCAAGGACACUUCCGGGGGUUCGGCCAAACGGGGCAGCAGCAGUAGCUCGGUUGGGAAAGUGGGCACUCAAGGAGGCACUUUUGACUUCGACCAGUUUUACAAGUCUCACUAUAGCGAGCAGCUGCAGAGGCAACGAGAUAUCCGAGUCCGGAAGGAGGAGAUAAUGAACCGGAAGCGGGAAACAAUGGAGGACAGAAAGCUGGGGAGACUGUUCGAGGUCACAAUAGCAGUGCUGCUGAUAUUCGCCUUUGGGUUGAUACGAAAUAUACAGAGGGGAUGAAGCUGACGUAGUUAUUACACGGGGCAUGGUGUCAUUUGAAGAAAUCACUCAGAUUUUUGAGGAAAACCAGGAAUUAAUCAGAGCUUUUAUUGUGAAAAUCCAUAACUUUAACCUCUGAGAUCGUUUCUUUACUGGAAUUGAUUUCACUCCAACAACUAUCUUUGCUGCUUUACAAAUAUCUAGUCAUUAUGGCCUUUCAGGCCUUUUGUUUUUGGUCUGUUAUAUUGCGUCAUAAUCCUCUUUUUUUAUUUAAAGCUGAUCAGGUUAAAUAAAUGUGCCUUUUUGCGAAUUUCAUUGUAAAUGCAGACAAUUAUGUCAGACUCCUACAAAAUAAAAGCAUUGCUGGCCACAUCA